This is a messenger RNA of Suillus subaureus, 1073 nucleotides long. RefSeq lists its product as uncharacterized. The coding region runs from base 112 to 774 and encodes 220 amino acids. NCBI's taxonomy places the organism in Eukaryota, Fungi, Basidiomycota, Agaricomycetes, Boletales, Suillaceae. The record is from RefSeq and is a predicted model, not a curated record. The transcript is spliced from 4 exons.
CGCAGCCUGGGGAUGUGCAGUUCCGUUCAGGAUAAUACUGUGCUCGGGGUCCACCGUGACCCACUUUGGUAAUGGGCUUCUGGCUAUUUCCACUAGUACCGUGCUGUCAAAAUGAUACUGCAGAGCAAGGAAGAACCGCAGCUACAUACUACCGCUAUGCUCAUUCAAGACGAUAAGGAACCCUCAUCCCAUAUUCCAGAAUAUGACUCUCCGCCGUACAGUAAUUCCGUGUCAGGUUCUGCUGCAGUGUCGGCUGUCACGAUAGACUCGGAGUUCACCAAUGCGCUCACAGUGAAGACCAUUCGGCUGGAAAAGCACCAUGAGUUGAUAUCCGGAAAGUACAUCAUUGACCCUGACGAGUCAGGAGACCAGACAUCCGCUCUACAAGGCUUUGCAGCCAGGCACAGUGACCUAGUAGUAGGCCUAAGGAAAGCAACCGACAUUCUCUCUGCAGCGCCGCAUGCCGUUUUUCGCAAUCGGUUCGGGUCCAUUUUUCUGACUCUAGCCACCAAAGGAUCGUCAGAACGAUGUCAUCGGGUAAUAAUCGACGUUUCGACCCGCCAUGGGGAUAUUGCCGUUAACUUGAGUUCCGUACAUCCUGGUAAACGCAUCACGGUGAAAGUGACUUCCAGAAGAGGUGAGUUGAAACGGAUGGUGCUCAGGUUGACAGUAGUAGUAGUAGUUUGCGCGCAUGGAAGAUCCGAUGACCUGAGGGCCGUGUUCUUCGGAUUCCACAUGGGAAACCAUGGAAAAUCUCAUUUCUAUUACACCUAAAUCUGUCUUGUCCAUGUCACACAUCAAAAGGCAAGAUGGUAGUACUGCUUCCCCCGACAUUUUGUGGGGACGUGCAGAUACACAGUAGCAAAACGGGUGGUUAUGACAUUCUUCCAGGACUGUCUAGCAGCAUCCGCAGCAUGAACGGGAAGAGGACAAAAACGUUGUUACUCAUCGGCGACAAUACUCCGACAGCUGAAGGGAGUAAAUCCACGGAUCAUUGUCAUCUCUCCUCACGUCACGGAAGGAUUGUCCUAGGCUUGAGCGGGCAAGACAGCAUGCCAACACUACAACGAGAU